Molecule: messenger RNA, 1108 nt
Organism: Aspergillus vadensis CBS 113365
Lineage: Eukaryota; Fungi; Ascomycota; Eurotiomycetes; Eurotiales; Aspergillaceae
Product: putative zinc metalloproteinase
Exons: 2
Coding region: 91-993 (300 amino acids)
Molecular function (GO): proteasome binding
Source: RefSeq, a predicted model, not a curated record
CCACUUCUUCUUCUCUGUAUAUAACUCAACUUUCUCCCCCACAAACACCCCCUCAUUUCACACGCCACCCUCACACAUUCACCAGCAACCAUGACUGACUCCGAAACCCCAACAGGGGACACCCUAACCCUGCAAAUCCACCACCGCAACGCCUCCCACCCCAUCACUCUCCCAACAACCAGCACCCUCACAGAUCUAACAGAGCUCAUCUCCUCAACAUUGCAAAUCCCUCCAACCCACCAAAAGCUCCUCAUCUCCCCCUCCCCAGGAAUGCUUAAACACCCAUUCCCAUCCACCCCCCUCCAGGACCUCCUCCCCCUCACCUCCCCCAAAUUCAAGCUCACCCUGCUGGGCACACCCCCACGAGACAUCGAAUCGCUCAACACGCACGGCACCGAACUCAAAGCCCGCGCUGAAGCCCGCGAUCGCGCGCAUCGUCUCUACGCCGCAAAACCCACUCCCUCCAGCACCUCCUCCAACGUUAGCAAAAUUCACACUCUCUCAAACAGCGCCAACGGCAGCGGCUCCUACACUUUCCACCGAUGUGUUCCGCUCCCGCACCUGCCUAACCCGUCUAAAUCAUUGACAUUUCUUGAGCGCCUUCGCGACGAUCCCGGGAUUAAGUCCGCGAUGCAGAAGCAUAAGUUCUCUGUGCCGCUGUUGACGGAGAUGGAUCCGGCUGAGCAUACAACGAGUGAGUCGAGGACGUUAGGGUUGAAUCGGAAUAAGGGCGAGGUUAUUGAGUUGAGGUUGAGGACGGAUGCGUAUGAUGGGUAUAGGGAUUAUCGCACGAUACGGAAGACGCUGUGUCAUGAGUUGGCGCAUUGUGUUUUUAGUGAGCAUGAUCGCGAUUUUUGGGAUUUGACGAGCCAGAUUGAGAAGGAGGUUGAGAGGGGGGAUUGGACGAAGAGUGGGAGGACCGUUGGAGAAGCGAGAAGGAGAGGGGAGGUCUUGAUUAAUGGGUGGUUCAAGUGGUUCUUGUAUAGUUUUUGAAUUUGCGUAGCAUCUUGGUAUAUACUCCUUUCCGACACCAGCAUUUUAUGACAUGAAAUGACAUGAUAUGAUACCAUACUGAGGACAUCUACAGCUGCUCGUUCACGAACAGACC